Messenger RNA from Canariomyces notabilis, 940 nucleotides. RefSeq lists its product as uncharacterized. Bases 204 to 791 code for a protein of 195 amino acids. The record is from RefSeq and is a predicted model, not a curated record. Lineage: Eukaryota; Fungi; Ascomycota; Sordariomycetes; Sordariales; Chaetomiaceae. The transcript has 2 exons.
GGAUGUCUUCUACGACUGCAAAGCUUAUGACCCGAAGGGCCAUGGGAUCCGCAACUUGAUGGUUGGGCGACGGUCUUCCUUAUAGACUCAGGUGGCUACCCAGCGUAGAACCUCAAGCCCUCGCACCACAGGCAUUAGAGGCCUUCCGAUCAACCCUUACAAAUCUGAAGACACUAUAUUUAUACCACCGAGGAAGGGAGCGUAUGAUGGUCACGGAACUCACGGAUCGCAUACGAUUCAACCGGGCAACUCCGCUAGAAUUGCUAGUCGAAGGUUUUACUCUCAUCGGGCCUGACCCACGUCCCAUCAGAGAUGACUUAGGUCUCUUUUGCGUUGGCUGGGACUCCCGGGCCAGUCUCUGGUUUUGGCAGGACAUGGAAAGGAUAUUCGACAUCGCCCGGCCCGAAGGGAAGAGACUGGAUUCAAGGUUCCUCAUCACUUGGCCCACUUGGCGCUCUGCUCCUGCAAUCACGUCAUGCUCAAAGGCAAAUGAAUAUCUCAAGACCGAACAGAAGCGUUGGGACCGGGAAUUCACUGAUGGUGUAUUCAGGGAGGUAAAUAACCCUGAUGCCGAGGGCUUGGAACGGUCUAAGAACGCUCAACAUGUGUUUGGGUUCUGGUUAUUCGACACCCACGGCUUUGGAGAGAUGCCAGAAAAUGCCGUCGCCUGGGAACUUCAAAAUGUUCCCCCGCCCAUGCCCUGGCAUAGGUGGAAGUUCAAAAUGGACAUUGAGUUGGAUGUAACAAAGUACUGGCCGCAGCUCGGCGUGUUCCAUCUGACGCCAGAGUAAUUCCGAGUCAUACAUGUCUGACAUCGUGCCUGUGCUGCGGGACUGACCUGUCAAAGUUGACAGCUGGGGACUACAAGCUAUCACGGUCAUGGGUUGAAGUACAGCCUGUACUUGUAUGAGCAUAGGGCCAUCUUCACAGGAGAUAGAUU